AGCCCUUGGUGCAUGUGUAUAUCCUGAGCCUCAUGAUCUACUCUUCUUAAUCAAUGUUGAAAAGUCUUCAUCUCAGUUGAGCAGGGAGACUGAGGCAACCAGGAGAAAGUCAAGGACAGUCUCCAUGUAGCUGUAACGUUCUCAGUGACAUAUCUUGUGACUUUAAUAUACUACACAUCAGCAUGCCUGUGUGGGCGUGACUGAUGUGAUUUCAAUGCUACAGGGAUGGUGUUUGGAAAUGUUAAGACUUUGAGAUCUGUUAAUUGUGCAAUUGGAGCUAGCCUAAGGAAGCAGCAACCUCGUGGUUUUGUGUUUUGCUGAGCCUCCCUUGCUGUCACACUUGUUAUUGGAUAUGACUGAUGCUCGUGAAAUCAUGGGCUCUUAGGAACUGAGAAAAAAAGUGACUCAUAAAUGUGCAUGCCUUUUCUUGCCUUGAGACUUCAAAGUGUAAUUUUACCUUUGUCCUUUCUGAAAUUUGUAUUCUUCUCAGGUCUUCUAUGUGCAUUGCCUCCUGCCAAGACACUUUUACUUUCUCUAUCUCUGCAAAUCUGAUGCACAUUCCCCUCAGUCCUUAUGCAAGUCAUGGACUAAACUAUUGACUAGAAUAAGCCAAGCAGAGCUUUAUGAGGAAAUUAAUCAACAUCAUUAACACUGAAGCAUUGUUUAAUUGUGGCUUGUGCAUUAACAUUUUCUGUCAUUGCUACAGAGGAACCAAAACUUGACCAAUGUCGUGAAACAUGCAUGUGCUGUGUCUGAGGUAUUCAGCAGAUCAGAGCCACCCUAGAAUUUUUAUUCCGAAAGAGAAGGCUAUCUUUCCUUCAUUCCCAGUGUCUUCUUAGAGACCACUGUUCCUGAGCUCUGUCAUCCAAUAUAACCCCUUUCAGAACAGAUCCAGAGAAGUGGCCAAGAGCAGAGUCAACCUCACCUAAUACUCAUCUUAAAAUGAAAACCAAACCAAAGGUCACCUGUCUCCAGUGUUCUAGAACCACCUGGUCUAUUGUUACAUCUCACAAAGAUUGCUUCUCACAAUUUCUCAAGCCCAUCUUGUCAUAAGACACCAUUCACUUGAUCCAUCUGACACUAGAACAUUUAAAGGGGCUACAAGUCCUCUUAAGACUCCGCGCUUCUUGGACUUCAAGGCUUUUUGAACAAGGUUGAGCUGAUGCUGGAUUACCAGGGAAUCUAUGCCGUUGCACUGGAUACAGGCCCAUUGUGGAGAGUGCGAGAAGUUUCAGCCCUAACUCAGCUUGCUGCCCGAUGAAUGAGAAAUGGAAAUGUUGCUUGGAUGAAGGAAAAAACGAGCCUGAGAGAAAAAACAGUGUUUGCACCAAGUUAUAUGAAAAAGAAGAAUUUCAACCCUUGGACCCAACUCAGGAGCUUAUAUUUCCACCUGAACUGAUGAGAAUGGCAGAGGAUUCCCCAAAUACAGUUCUGACUUUCCGUGGGGAAAGGACGACCUGGAUUGCCCCAGGAACCCUAAAUGACCUUCUGGAACUGAAAAUGGAGUACCCCAGUGCUCCGCUCGUGAUCGGCAACACGUGUCUUGGGCUUGAUAUGAAGUUCAAAGACGUUUCUUAUCCAAUUAUCAUCUCUCCUGCAAGGAUCUUAGAAUUAUUUGUGGUGACUAAUACAAAUGAAGGGCUGACACUGGGCGCUGGCCUCAGCCUGACCCAGGUGAAGAAUAUCUUGUCUGAUGUGGUCUCCAGGCUCCCGAAGGAGAGGACGCAGACAUACCGUGCUCUCCUGAAGCACCUGAGGACUCUGGCUGGGCAGCAGAUCAGGAAUGUGGCUUCCUUAGGUGGUCAUAUUAUCAGUAGACUGCCGACCUCUGACCUCAACCCUAUUUUCGGUGUAGGCAAUUGCAAACUCAAUGUUGCUUCAACAGAAGGAACACAGCAAAUCCCUCUGAACGAUCAUUUUCUCGCUGGAGUCCCAGAGGCCAUCCUGAAGCCAGAGCAAGUGCUCAUCUCGGUUUUCGUGCCCCUCUCCAGGAAGUGGGAGUUCGUAUCAGCUUUCAGACAGGCCCCGCGUCAGCAAAAUGCGUUUGCGAUAGUGAAUGCUGGAAUGCGAGUCGCUUUCAAAGAGGAUACAAACACCAUUACAGACUUGAGCAUCUUAUAUGGAGGGAUUGGUGCCACUGUAGUCAGCGCCAAGUCCUGCCAGCAGCUGAUUGGAAGGUGUUGGGAUGAGGAAAUGCUGGAUGACGCUGGCCGGAUGAUUCGUGAAGAAGUCUCCCUCCUCACAGCAGCCCCCGGAGGAAUGGUGGAAUACCGGAAGACCCUUGCCAUCAGUUUCCUCUUCAAGUUUUACUUAGAUGUGUUGAAGCAGCUAAAGAGGAGGAAUCCCCAUAGGUGCCCUGACAUCUCACAGAAACUCCUACAGGUUCUGGAAGACUUUCCUUUGACCAUGCCUCAUGGGACACAGUCAUUUAAAGAUGUAGACUCCCAGCAGCCUCUGCAAGACCCAGUCGGGCGUCCCAUCAUGCAUCAGUCUGGCAUCAAACACGCCACAGGGGAGGCCGUAUUUUGUGAUGAUAUGUCUGUGUUGGCAGGGGAACUCUUCUUGGCUGUGGUAACCAGCAGCAAGCCACAUGCUAGAAUCAUCUCCCUCGAUGCCUCUGAGGCCUUGGCAUCACCUGGUGUGGUUGAUGUGAUAACAGCUCAAGAUGUGCCUGGUGACAAUGGCAGAGAAGAGGAAAGCCUGUAUGCACAGGAUGAGGUGAUCUGCGUGGGUCAGAUUGUCUGCGCCGUGGCUGCUGACUCGUAUGCUCGCGCCAAGCAGGCCACAAAAAAAGUAAAGAUUGUCUAUGAAGACAUGGAGCCCAUGAUUGUGACGGUUCAGGAUGCACUGCAACAUGAAUCAUUCAUUGGACCUGAAAAAAAACUAGAACAAGGAAAUGUCCAGUUAGCAUUUCAAAGUGCUGAUCAAAUCCUCGAAGGGGAAGUGCACUUGGGAGGCCAGGAGCAUUUUUACAUGGAGACUCAAAGCGUACGAGUGAUCCCCAAGGGAGAGGACAUGGAGAUGGACAUAUAUGUGUCCAGCCAGGACGCAGCGUUUACCCAGGAAAUGGUGGCUCGAACCUUGGGCAUCCCAAAGAACAGGAUCACCUGCCACGUGAAAAGGGUUGGUGGAGCCUUCGGAGGGAAAACGAGCAAACCUGGGCUCCUGGCAUCGGUGGCAGCUGUGGCCGCACAGAAGACCGGCCGCCCAAUCCGUUUUAUUCUAGAGCGUGGGGAUGACAUGUUGAUAACGGGAGGACGUCACCCACUACUCGGGAAAUACAGGGUUGGCUUCAUGAACAAUGGGAAGAUCAAGGCAGCAGACAUCCAGCUUUAUAUCAACGGAGGCUGCACCCCAGAUGAUUCUGAACUGGUGAUAGAAUAUGCUUUGCUCAAACUGGAAAAUGCGUACAAGAUCCCCAACCUCCGUGUCCGAGGUCGCGUCUGUAAGACCAACUUGCCAUCCAAUACAGCGUUUCGGGGAUUUGGUUUUCCCCAGGGGGCAUUCGUAACAGAAACCUGGGUGUCAGCUGUGGCAGCCAAAUGCCACUUGCCACCAGAGAAGGUUCGAGAGUUAAACAUGUACAAAACAAUCGACAGGACAAUUCACAAGCAAGAAUUUGACCCAACGAAUCUGAUAAAGUGCUGGGAGACAUGUAUGGAAAAUUCUUCCUACUACAGCAGAAAGAAGGCUGUAGAUGAAUUUAACCAGCAGAGUUUUUGGAAGAAGAGAGGAAUUGCCAUCAUCCCCAUGAAGUUCUCAGUUGGAUUUCCAAAGACAUUUUAUCAUCAGGCUGCUGCUUUGGUCCAGAUCUACACAGAUGGGUCUGUACUAGUUGCUCAUGGUGGUGUUGAACUGGGACAAGGUAUUAACACCAAAAUGAUACAGGUGGCUAGCCGUGAAUUAAAAAUACCAAUGUCUUAUAUACACCUGGAUGAAAUGAACACUAUGACCGUCCCCAACACGAUUACCACUGGAGGCUCCACUGGUGCCGAUGUCAACGGGAGAGCUGUUCAGAAUGCCUGUCAGAUCCUCAUGAAGCGCCUGGAACCCAUCAUCAGCCAGAAUCCUAAUGGUGACUGGGAAGAGUGGAUUAAUGAAGCUUUCAUUCAAAGCAUUAGCCUCUCUGCCACUGGAUAUUUUAGGGGUUACCAAGCUGACAUGGACUGGGAGAAGGGAGAAGGUGACAUUUAUCCCUAUUUUGUUUUUGGAGCUGCCUGUUCUGAGGUUGAAAUUGAUUGUCUGACGGGAGCUCACAAGAACAUCAGAACUGACAUUGUCAUGGAUGGAUCUUUCAGUAUAAACCCUGCUGUGGACAUAGGCCAGAUCGAAGGGGCAUUUGUUCAAGGUCUUGGACUUUAUACUCUAGAGGAACUGAAAUAUUCCCCUGAAGGAGUCCUAUACACCCGUGGUCCACACCAGUACAAAAUAGCAUCAGUUAGCGACAUCCCAGAAGAAUUCCAUGUAUCAUUGUUGACACCAACCCAAAACCCCAAAGCCAUCUACUCUUCUAAGGGCCUUGGUGAAGCUGGAAUGUUUCUAGGUUCUUCUGUGUUCUUCGCUAUUGCUGCUGCCGUGGCUGCCGCCCGCAAGGAGAGAGGCCUGCCCCUGAUUUUGGCCAUAAACAGCCCUGCCACAGCAGAAGUAAUUCGAAUGGCCUGUGAGGACCAGUUUACAAACCUGGUUCCAAAAACGGAUUCUAAAUGCUGUAAGCCAUGGUCCAUCCCAGUUGCCUGAUGCUUGGGGUUUGAGCACAAAAACAGAUAUCCUGAAGAACUUAAAGCUUCAAUGGGUCACUAGAAUAAACAACUUCAUCUAAAAUACAUAGACAAUUAGAGGCAAUUCUUAAAUUUUCAUAUUUACAGAAUCUUGUAAUCUUUAAUCACGUGUGCUACAAGUAGUAACAUUUUUGGAGCUUCAGCCAAAGGUCACGGUUAGGUCAACUAAACCUCAUUUCCCAGUGGGUGAAGAAUUUCUCUGCUGAGUCUACAGAGAAAAUGAGCAUCUACUCUUGAUGAGAUGUUCCUAUUCCAAAAAGGAUAAAAAUAAAACAGAGAAAUGGACAGGAUUCUGUGAUCAUUAGCUUAUGUAGUUUGUGAAGUUCCGGUAUUGUGAUGCUGUGUGUAAAAGAACUUGGUUUUAUUUACCAUUCCAGAUCGGAUCACAUGUUCAAUUUAGGAGCCAACAGUCUGUAGCAACUGAGGCUUGGCUUGCUUGUUGUAAUGUAUACGUUUGUUGAAAAGUCCCUUGAUUCUUUUUUUUUUUUUUUUUUUUUUUUUUUUUUGGUUCUUUUUUUCGGAGCUGGGGACCGAAUCCAGGGCCUUGUGCUUCCUAGGUAAGCGCUCUACCACUGAGCUAAAUCCCCAGCCCCUUGAUUCUUUUUUUUUCCCAAGACUCUUAGUUACUGAAGAUUCACUGAGAUGCUACCUAUGGCAGAGUUGCCUCUAAGAUGACCCAUGGGAGGGCAAUUUAGAGAAACAGAGGAAGCAGCUUUAGGAUUUCAAAGAAGCAGUGACAUAUGGCUUCCCCAAACAAGUCCGCCUUGAGACAAACGCAGCCGGACAACUGCAACCAUUGUGCCUAUCAGUCCGGUUCAGAAGGCACAAGUACUUAAUAUUUUGAUAGUCACAGCAUAUCCGAUGUUGUCCAGUCUGAAAUAUUCUAGCAUGUGUACAAUAAUCACCUUAGACUUCACGAAAGUUUUAGUGGCAGACACUUUCAAUGUGCUGAUUUUGCCCAUGGCAUUGCCUUAAGUGCUGUCCAGUAACUCCUAUCUGAGCCCGCUCCCACUCCCUUCCAUUUUGGGAUGCCUCUGCUUCCUACAGACACCAGCUCCAGCUCGGGGGCAGCCCAGUGAGUGUCAAGUGAAAAGACAAAAGGAAGCAGACAGCUUGCACAGUGCACAGUAACAAUUCUUACCCCUACGUCAUUUGAGUUUUCUCACUUCUUAGUCAGAAUUAUUAGGUAUUUAUACACUUCGAUGCCCAAAGAAAACACGGGCUUUGUUAAUCGAUGUUUUAGCUUUAUUUUCUUCUAAAUAGGUUUUGCUUUGUCUUAUAUAUUCCUUACUUCUCUCUUGAUUUUUUUCCCUCUCCCUUUUGACAUGAAUGGUUGCUUUUCUGUUUUAAAAUUAUUGAAGUUUAAUAAAAAUAUUACAUUUCAGGGGCCAGAGAGAUGGUCUCCUCUGGCAGAGAACUCAGAUUCUGUUUUCAACACCCAAAUGGUAGAAACAACCACCCCAACUCCCAUUCCAGUGGACCUAAUGCCUUCUUCUAGACUCUGAGGGCACUGUGCACACAUGGCACAAAUAUAUGCAUGCAGAUAAAACACUCAUACAUAGGAUAAAAUAAAUAAAUCAAAAAUUAAUUUAAAAAACUAUUUUUCACCCAAAAUAUGACAGUAGUUGAAUCUUAGUGAUUUCUGAAACAGGCUUUUUGUUGUCUUAGCUUUGUUUGGUUUGGAUUUUUUUUUUUUUUUUUUUUUUUUUGGUUUGGAUUUUGACACAGGAUCUUGAACUCAAAAUGAUUCUUCCUUAGCUUCCUGAGGGCUGGGAUUACAGGCAUGCACCUCCAAGCAUAAUUGUAUCAUUUAUUUCUCUAUAAACUUUAUGUUCUGUUUUCAUUCCCUUUUAAUAUAAAUAAAUAUAUUAAAAAUUUAUUCUAAAACACA
Molecule: messenger RNA, 6669 nt
Organism: Rattus norvegicus (Norway rat)
Lineage: Eukaryota; Metazoa; Chordata; Mammalia; Rodentia; Muridae
Gene: Aox3
Product: aldehyde oxidase 3
Cellular component (GO): cytoplasm
Molecular function (GO): 2 iron, 2 sulfur cluster binding; oxidoreductase activity; iron ion binding
Source: RefSeq, a predicted model, not a curated record